AUGAGCUCCAAUAACUUUGACAUUGUGAACUCUCCAAUCAUGCAAUUCUUCAACGGCUUGAAGCUAAAGUCCGGAGAAGAAUCCAUCGAACUUCAAUACUUGCAAAAGAUAUCUGAGCAUCCAGAAAGACAGAAUGAGAUUUUUGAAGAAAUGAUGGCGGAGGUGAUGAAAAAUCCUUCCAAGUCCUACUUUGAAAGCACUUUGUCUAAUGCAAAUGAUCUAAAAAUGAUGAAGGAGAUGUUCACCUCUUUUCCUUUGUCGUCCUCGGAACAGGAAGGAAAUCAAGUGCUGCCCCGCCCCAAAGCUCCCGACCUCAAGACCAAAGUCUCACAUGCCACUGAGCUUUGCAAUCAAGUCCAGGCAGAAAGUUGA
This is a messenger RNA of Cylindrotheca closterium, 372 nucleotides long. Lineage: Eukaryota; Bacillariophyta; Bacillariophyceae; Bacillariales; Bacillariaceae. The record is from the annotation of a GenBank genome assembly.